Messenger RNA from Labrus bergylta (ballan wrasse), 1345 nucleotides. It is a transcript of the gene rnf5, whose product is annotated as ring finger protein 5. Lineage: Eukaryota; Metazoa; Chordata; Actinopteri; Labriformes; Labridae. Gene Ontology annotation, cellular component: endoplasmic reticulum. The record is from RefSeq and is a predicted model, not a curated record. Gene Ontology annotation, molecular function: ubiquitin-like protein conjugating enzyme binding; metal ion binding; ubiquitin protein ligase activity. Gene Ontology annotation, biological process: ubiquitin-dependent protein catabolic process.
AACCGGAAGUAUCCUCCAGGUAUCUUGAGAGAGAGAGAGAGAGCAGGUGACACUUGUCGUCGCCUCUCUGACUCACACUUUCACGUCAGCUCGGGUCGGGUCCGUGUCGGCGGAGGCUUGGUUGCGGUUUACCUUCCUUUGCUUGUACAGUUGACAUUAUGGCGGCCGCGGAUCCCCGGUCCUCGAGUGACGGCGGGCCGGCCAGCAGAGCAGGAUUCCCGGCGGGAGAGAGCAGCAACGACCGCGACGGGCCGGGCGGCGGCGGCGGCGGCGGAGGAGGAGGAGGCGGGGAAGGAGAACCGGAGAGAGACCGGGCGACGUUCGAGUGCAACAUUUGUUUGGAUACUGCCAAGGACGCUGUCAUCAGUAUGUGCGGACACUUGUUCUGCUGGCCCUGUCUUCAUCAAUGGUUGGAGACGCGGCCCAGCAGGCAGCAGUGUCCCGUCUGUAAAGCGGGCAUCAGCAGAGAGAAAGUCAUCCCACUGUACGGCCGAGGGAGCUCCAGCCAAGAGGACCCCAGGUUGAAAACUCCUCCGCGGCCUCAGGGACAGAGAACAGAGCCGGAGAGUCGAGGCGGGAUGUUUCAGGGUUUCGGGGACACCGGCUUCCACAUGUCUUUCGGCAUCGGUGCUUUCCCCUUCGGCUUCUUCACCACAGUCUUCAACACCAACGAGCCCUUUCACAGAACAGACCAGUAUGCAGGUGAUCACCAAGGCAACGCUAACCUCAACAAUGGCAAUAACAACUGGCAAGACUCCCUCUUCCUGUUCGUCGCCAUCUUCUUCUUCUUCUGGCUGCUGAGCGUGUGACAGAGACCGGACGGAAAACAAACAAAACACAAACUCUGACACACUUUAACCCGAACCACACACACACACACACACACACACACUCAUUUUUACAUUUCCUAGCAGGUACUUAAUUGGGAGAGAAAGCAGGGGGAAACAAUAUAUAUAGAAAUGGGGGAUUUUGGGGUAGUCUCCUCCUGACAAAAGGCAGAUUCACUUUAGCCCCGCCCACCUGCUUUGACGUUUUGUUUAUGCAAGUAACACACACUGGGAAGUAAAGUGGAUGUGUCCCAAAAUGAAUGAUGUAAGCACUCCAUUUCUACAUGCGUCUGUAGAUAUAUGCACAUGGAACAAUACAUAGUGUACAAGCUCACUGAUUGGCUGAAGAGACAGUAUUAUGAGAUGAAGGUGAGAGAAAAAUCUUUUUGUUUUUUUAAUCCAUGCAGAAAAAAACAAGUGGAGGACAUUUUGGGACAAAUUUCUUAUUGUUUUUUUUUAUUCCUCCUGAAUGAGUCUCUGAAUUAUUCUUUAAUAAAAAAAAGAGGAAUAAAGUUUAA